ACUAUCUCAACACUUUAUUUUCAUAAAAUUAGCUUUUAAAGGCAAUACUGUCAUGUCUCUGAAAAUAUUGAGGAAGAGCAGUAUUUUUUGUUCCUUUGAGUUAAGAAAAUGAUUCGAUUUUGGACUUGGAAAUCGCUUUUUGUAUCCCAAAAGGCCGUCAUCUUACCGAAGAGAUUUAUCAUACAAAAUGGAGGGAAUGGAUGGGAAGAAUGAUAAGAAUAUUACCCGUGUUCUCUUUUGUGGGCCAUACUUUCCUCCUUCUCAUAAUUAUACCAAAGAAUACUUGAAAAAUUAUCCAUUCAUUCAGGUUGAUGAUGUCCCCCUUGAUGAUGUUCCUAAUGUCAUACAAAACUACCAUCUAUGUGUGGUAAAAAGCAUGUGGCUUGAUUCAAAUGUUAUAUCUCGUGCAAAGAAGAUGAAGCUAAUAAUGCAGUUUGGUGUUGGCCUUGAAGGUGUUGAUAUUGAUGCUGCUACAGAAUGUGGAAUCAAAGUUGCUAGAAUCCCCAGUGACAUGACUGGAAAUGCAGCAUCAUGUGCAGAGAUGGCUAUAUAUCUAAUACUGGGCCUUCUCCGGAAGCAGACUGAAAUGCAAAUUGCUAUAAAGCAAAGAAGACUUGGAGAACCUAUCGGUCAAACACUACUUGGUAAAACUGUAUUUAUUAUGGGAUUUGGAAAUAUUGGGAUUGAUUUGGCAAAGCGCUUGCGACCGUUUGGUGUGAAAAUUAUUGCCACAAAAAGGAGUUGGGCCUCACAUUCUCAAGUUUCUUGUCAUCCCACUGUGAAAAAUGGAGUCACUGAUGAUCUGGUUGAUGAGAAGGGAUGUCAUGAAGAUAUUUAUGAGUUUGCCGGCAAUGCUGACAUUGUUGUUUGUUGCCUGAAUUUGAAUAAAGAGACAGCUGGCAUCAUAAACAAGCCAUUCUUAUCUUCAAUGAAAAAGGAUUCUUUUUUGGUGAAUAUUGCUCGUGGAGGACUUUUAGACUAUGAGGCCGUUGUUCAUUACCUUACCAAUGGCUACUUGGGAGGGUUGGGCAUGGAUGUUGCUUGGACUGAGCCAUUUAAUCCUGAGGAUCCAAUUUUGAAGUUUAACAAUGUUCUAAUCACGCCACAUGUUGCAGGAGUUACAGAACAUUCUUACAGAUCCAUGGCUAAGGUUGUUGGGGACGUUGCUCUUCAACUUCAUGCUGGAACUUCUUUGACAGGGAUAGAGAUUGUCAACUGAUUCGAUUCAGCAUUCGGUCCUCAGCCUAAAUGAUAAUACAGAAGGGUAUUCUUGGCAAUUGAACAUUAAAGGUAAAUUGAUUCUAUCUCCAUUUUUUGUCAAUGCAAACACUAUCAUUUCAAAUCGUGUAAUUGUUGCUGUUGAAUUGAAUAUUUUACUUGGAUUAUUAUUCUGAAUACUUGCGUAUUGAACUUCAUAAUUUAGCUUAAAUAAAAUGUCUGAAGCUAGACUAUUGGAGGAA
This is a messenger RNA of Pistacia vera, 1460 nucleotides long. Its product is annotated as hydroxypyruvate reductase. The transcript has 10 exons. Lineage: Eukaryota; Viridiplantae; Streptophyta; Magnoliopsida; Sapindales; Anacardiaceae. Gene Ontology annotation, molecular function: phosphoglycerate dehydrogenase activity; NAD binding. The record is from RefSeq and is a predicted model, not a curated record. Bases 188 to 1219 code for a protein of 343 amino acids.